Molecule: messenger RNA, 1149 nt
Organism: Hyaloscypha bicolor E
Lineage: Eukaryota; Fungi; Ascomycota; Leotiomycetes; Helotiales; Hyaloscyphaceae
Product: putative casein kinase I
Exons: 2
Coding region: 1-1149 (382 amino acids)
Biological process (GO): peptidyl-serine phosphorylation; signal transduction; endocytosis
Cellular component (GO): cytoplasm; nucleus
Molecular function (GO): ATP binding; protein serine/threonine kinase activity
Source: RefSeq, a predicted model, not a curated record
AUGUCUCUCCGGCAGGAUCUUCGCGUCGGCAACAAGUACCGCAUCGGUCGUAAGAUCGGAAGUGGCAGCUUCGGUGAUAUCUACCUCGGCACCAACAUCAUCUCUGGUGAAGAGAUUGCCAUCAAGCUUGAGUCGGUCAAGGCCAAGCACCCCCAACUCGAAUAUGAGGCCCGUGUCUACAAGUCGCUCGCUGGUGGUGUCGGUAUCCCAUUUGUCCGCUGGUUCGGUACCGAGUGUGACUACAAUGCCAUGGUUCUUGAUCUCCUCGGCCCUAGCUUGGAGGAUCUCUUCAACUUCUGCAACCGCAAGUUCUCCUUGAAGACCGUUCUUCUGUUGGCCGAUCAACUCAUCUCCCGCAUCGAGUACAUCCACGCCAAGUCCUUCAUCCACCGUGAUAUCAAGCCUGAUAACUUCCUCAUGGGCAUCGGCAAGCGCGGCAACCAGGUCAAUGUCAUCGAUUUCGGAUUGGCCAAGAAAUACCGUGACCCCAAGACCCACUUCCACAUCCCUUAUAGGGAGAACAAGAACUUGACCGGAACUGCUCGUUAUGCCUCCAUCAACACCCACUUGGGCGUCGAGCAAUCCCGCCGCGACGACAUGGAGUCUCUCGGAUACGUUAUGUUGUACUUCUGCCGUGGCUCCCUCCCAUGGCAAGGUCUCAAGGCUGCUACCAAGAAGCAGAAGUAUGACCGCAUCAUGGAGAAGAAGAUGACAACUCCCACUGAGGUUCUCUGCCGAGGUUUCCCCAACGAGUUUGCCAUCUACCUCAACUAUACUCGUUCCCUCCGCUUUGAUGACAAGCCGGACUACUCUUACCUCCGAAAGAUCUUCCGCGAUCUCUUCGUCCGUGAGGGUUUCCAGUAUGACUAUGUCUUCGAUUGGACCGUCUACAAGUACCAGAAGAAUGCCCAAGCCAUUGCCCAGGCCGCCGGUCAACAGCCCAACCAGGAUGAUGACGAGAAGCCCGGCCGUACCCGUACCAAUGCUGCCACUGCCGGUGGACCGACCCCCCAGCACGCCUCCAGUGCAUCCAAGCCAGGAGCCAUUUCCGGAUCCCGCGCCCGCAAGGUCAUGGAGCGUGGUGCCAGUGGAGCUGGUGUUGACACUCCCGAUACCAAUAGAGCCGUCGGUGGAAGUGAUAGGAUGUGA